Molecule: messenger RNA, 2597 nt
Organism: Monodelphis domestica (gray short-tailed opossum)
Lineage: Eukaryota; Metazoa; Chordata; Mammalia; Didelphimorphia; Didelphidae
Gene: EXOSC2
Product: exosome component 2
Biological process (GO): CUT catabolic process; nuclear polyadenylation-dependent rRNA catabolic process; nuclear-transcribed mRNA catabolic process, deadenylation-dependent decay
Cellular component (GO): cytoplasmic exosome (RNase complex); nuclear exosome (RNase complex)
Molecular function (GO): RNA binding
Source: RefSeq, a predicted model, not a curated record
GUCCCCGAAUUUCCCUGUGUGUCUCUGUCUUCGAGCGCCUGUCUGUUUCUGUUUCCCAACGUCCCAACGUUCUUGCUUCUUAGUUUCCCAGCGACCCAGAGUGUCUUUGUUCCACGUGUUCCCGCGUGCCCCUACAUAUCCCUGUGGCUCAUUUUCUGCAUGCCAUGCAUGUGCCCAUGUCUCUUCGUACCUGCUGCUUAAUGACUUUGUGUUUCUGUUUCCUUUGACCAUGCAAGACCUCUUCUUCCUCUUCCCAAGCGUCCGAUGCGUCCACCACUGGGAGGUCAUGGAACAUAUAUGGGAGAUGAGAAGCUUAUAGCAUCUGUAGCAGGUUCGGUAGAGAGAGUAAACAAGCUGAUCUGUGUAAAAGCUUUGAAAACAAGAUAUAAUGGUGAAGUAGGAGAUAUUGUGGUGGGGAGAAUCACAGAGGUUCAGCAGAAGCGGUGGAAGGUAGAGACCAACUCCAGGUUGGAUUCAGUCUUGCUUCUGUCAUCCAUGAACCUUCCAGGAGGAGAACUGAGGAGAAGAUCUGCAGAAGAUGAGCUUGCAAUGAGGGACUUCUUACGGGAAGGAGACCUUAUCAGUGCUGAAGUCCAAGCAGUGUUUUCUGAUGGUGCUGUGUCUCUACAUACCAGGAGUCUAAAAUAUGGAAAACUUGGGCAGGGAGUUCUUGUCCAAGUUUCCCCUUCCCUGGUGAAACGACAGAAGACCCAUUUCCAUGACUUGCCUUGUGGGGCCUCUGUGAUUUUGGGCAAUAAUGGCUUCAUCUGGAUCUACCCAACUCCGGAGCAGAGAGAAGAAGAAGCAGGAGGCUUCAUUGCCAAUCUAGAGCCAGUACCACUGUCAGAUCGGGAGGUGAUAUCUCGGCUCCGGAACUGCAUUGUUUCCCUGGUAGCUCAGAAGAUGAUGUUGUUUGACACCAGCCUCCUGUACUGCUAUGAAGCAUCUCUUUCCCAUCAGAUCAAGGAUAUUUUAAAACCCGAGAUAAUGGAAGAAAUUGUAAUGGAAACUCGACAGAGGCUUUUGGAACAGGAGGGAUAAGGAGAGGAAGAAUGCUGUAUAUUUUUGGCUGAUGCAGUUUUUCUGGAGAGUCUCAUCAUGUGUGUGAUUCUUAGUUGGGAGAUAAUUUUUUUAGAUAGAAUUGGCCAAUAUAUGCAGAGGCACCACUGUGAUGGACGGCCAGCAGUAAGCCAAAUGAAGAAAAGAAUCACUGGAUCAGCACUCGUGUGUGCUUUUGUCUCGUAUCUGUAACUGUUCUUGCUUCUUUCUCUUUAUAUAGAAAAUGAGGGUGAUGAGAACAUAACUGGAAAAUUGUGCCUUUGGGUUCUUUAGUUGAAGCUUGAGUUCAAGCACUAGAUGGCAGUUUCAGCUCCUUAAAAGUAUGUGGUGUUCCCAGCCAGAAUGUGCUUCACUGCCUGGGAUAGUAAAGAGAAUCCUUUGUCUUCCACCCACCAUCAUUCAAACAUAACAAUGUAAAGAAACCCAGUGACCCAUGAAAUUGUCAUUAUAAAAGAUAGUCACUGAUCCCAAAUGUUACUUUUUGGGUUGUUUUUUUUAAAUCACAAAAACAUAUCACAUUCUUGUUCUAUUUUAUUCAGUUUUUUUGAAUAAAAUCUAAACAAUGGCAGCUUACCCAGUUGGAAUCUUGCAUCCUUAGGCUAAUUUAAAAAGAAUCCAUUUGACUUUGAUGAAGACCUACACUGAAAGUGGAUUCUAGAUUCAUCCUUAGAAGAGUGGAAUUAUCUUCACCAAGACCUUUUAGUUUUGCCCAGAGGGAUAUUUAUACAGAUUCUGAGGAGGUAUUUGAAUCUCUAUCAGUCAUCUUGGACUGCUGUUGGGAGAGGAUGGAUUAACUGAAUCCAGGUGCUUAGAUAAAGAGGACUGACAAGAGGCAGGAACUUCUAUGUUGGCACAGCCUUUCUGGAGCUAUGCUCAUUCUUGUAUAUUGUUUUUUAUGUGGUUUUGGUUAGGUUAUUGAAAGAUAGUUUUAAAAAGUUUUCUAAAUAUUAUUGUACAGGUACAUAUAUUGUUUUGAUAUUCUUAGUGGAAUUCAUAGCAUCUGGUUUCUGCUUUUUUGUGCUAUCACCAUUGGGGACUGAUUUGAAUGAAGGGUGGCUGCUGACAGAUUCAUCACAUCACACCCUACCCAAAUAAUUUGAAAGAAAAAUACAGUAGUCAGAGUUUUCUUUGGUUUUUGGGAUUAUAUUUUCCCACAUUGCAUUUUACAAAGCUUGAAUAUACAUUGGGGAAUUUUCCCUUUAUUGACACAGUUUUUCUUAUGUAAUUUUUCAUAUGAUCUGACAUUUAACUUCUGUUCCCAGGUUUUGCCACCCAUUCUAUUUGAGUGAAUUUAUAGAAUGGAAAUAUUUGUUUAGUGGUUUCAACUUGUAUUUAAUGGUUAUCUGUAUUUUUUAAAAGUAAUUUUCUAGCUCAUAAUACUUUGAGAGAAAUGAAAGGGCAGAAACUAAAGUUUGUGGUCUAAGAAGAUUGAUUGAGGGAUUUGGUUUGGGAUCAGACUGUAAGCCCCUUGAGGGCAGGGACCAUGUUAUAUUGCUGUGCACACAUAGGUAUUCAAUAAAUAUUUGUUGGUAAAAAAA